AUGGCGGUUUGCCUUGCACCAUUUCUCCCCGUUCACUCGGUUCCCACUGCUCGGCGAACCACAGGGUGUGAUCGAGUAUUCGCUUUGUCUUUUCUUCGCCAAACUCAUUCAGCCAACCGAGACCCUUCGGAGUCGGCCGACCUCUCCACCGUCUUCGACUGGGGCGGCAUCGCUGGCGGCGUGCUCGCCGGUCUCGUCAGUGACCGGACACAAGCG
Molecule: messenger RNA, 216 nt
Organism: Protopolystoma xenopodis
Lineage: Eukaryota; Metazoa; Platyhelminthes; Monogenea; Polystomatidea; Polystomatidae
Source: the annotation of a GenBank genome assembly